CAGCAAAGAUAUUUCACACUGACAGACUUUUAUGAGGCAUGAUUUGCAGAAAAAGAGACGACCACAGGCACUUUGUUUUUCCACAGAGACGUUUGCACUUGCAGGAGACAUUAAAACUACAAAGUGUAUUUUGCAUUCUCUGCGGUAACUUUUCCAUGAUUGCCUCCUCAGACUGUGGAGGAAAACCCUCCUGACUGAGCUGUUGCCGGGCCAGUAAAAAGUGAUUCCGAUUGCAUGUAACAGGCUGCAGUCAAACGACUCACUUUUUCCGACGACUUGAGGCAGCAGAGGAGCGUCUAACACACACACACACACACACACACACACAUACAGACACACACACACACACACACACACACUGCUCUGCCGCUGCGGUUUCUUUGCAAGGUGGUUUGGAGAUGCUCCAGCGGACAGCGAGCAGGGCUUGGCUCUGCCUGUCCUGCUGCCUGCUGUUGGCUGUCUGUUCCCCAGCAGAGGAUGCAGGAUCAGCAGGUCCUCUUCCCCAUGAGCAAGUGUCAGGGGAGCCAGAUGUAGAGGACCUGGAGUGGGGAUCCGGAUCAUCUCUCCUGCACCUGCUCCACAGCUUCCCCGCCGACAGCCCCUUCAUAACAGAGACCCCAGAAAAACCAGUUAACUGCACCCAGCGCUUCUGGUUACCGCCUUCCCCUCCGAUCUGCUGGGAAAACAUUGCCGGACCCGAAGAGUUCGCCAAGUCCCGUCUACUCGUCCUGCAGAACAGGGCCGCGCUGCAGGCCGUGUCCACCUCCAGCGGGGUGGAGGAGGGAGGAGUCUCCUACGACUACCAGGCCAGAGAGGAGGUCCAGGGGAUCCGCUCAGAACACCAGAACAUGGUAGAAACUAUGCAAACCAUGGAGACGGUGUUUGUUGGUCUGGCUGAGAAGAGGAAGGAGGGGAAGGACCAGGGAGUCCUGACGAGCAUGAAGGAGCAUCUGGCCAACACGAGGGACGCCAUAGACGGCAGAGAGAACAUGGUGAACCACCUGGAGAGGCAGUUUUCUACUUUAGAGAACAACCUGCUCAACAUGCAGCUUCGACUCAGCAAGCUCAUCUGACAGCAACGGUGCCGUAGACGCCGAUUCCCCUUAUUCGAACUGUAUUUAUACAUGAAUGUACGACAAUGUAGCCGGCGAAUGCAUGCUCAGGAUUAUUGUAGUUUGUAAUACGAGAAGAAAAGAAAAGAAAAAAAAAACAUUUGAUAUGCACCUUAUUAUGUCAUCAGCACAUGUACCAAAAAUGUAACCUGUAAGAUAAAUAAACCUCACGUUAUCAGGGAGUGUUUGAUGGA
Messenger RNA from Stegastes partitus (bicolor damselfish), 1306 nucleotides. RefSeq lists its product as uncharacterized. The record is from RefSeq and is a predicted model, not a curated record. The coding region runs from base 399 to 1073 and encodes 224 amino acids. NCBI's taxonomy places the organism in Eukaryota, Metazoa, Chordata, Actinopteri, Pomacentridae. The transcript is spliced from 3 exons.